AUGCAUUUCUCUUCCCUCCCCAUCUUACAGGCAGACCCGGAUCAAGCAACCGGAACCGACAUCAUCGACGAUCCUCAAGAAGGGGGCGAGCCCCUGCCGGUGGACGAGUUUGACCUCGGCGCGGAGGAUGCGGAGGACAACGAAGAGUACGCUACUAUCGCUUCGCCUGGCAAGUACUUUAUCCUUUUGGUUCUCUUUGUGGUGGCUCCUGUGGGGGCUGGGGUGUACUUUUACGGAGGAGGGAAGGAGAGGGUCAAGCAGUGGAGGGGGCAGGGGUACGAGAAGGUGGAGGAGGAGCGGGUGUAA
Messenger RNA from Cryptococcus wingfieldii CBS 7118, 306 nucleotides. RefSeq lists its product as hypothetical. The transcript has a single exon. The coding region runs from base 1 to 306 and encodes 101 amino acids. Lineage: Eukaryota; Fungi; Basidiomycota; Tremellomycetes; Tremellales; Cryptococcaceae. The record is from RefSeq and is a predicted model, not a curated record.